Nerophis ophidion (straightnose pipefish) is the source of this 2279-nucleotide messenger RNA. RefSeq names its product nucleoporin 54 (gene nup54). Lineage: Eukaryota; Metazoa; Chordata; Actinopteri; Syngnathiformes; Syngnathidae. Gene Ontology annotation, molecular function: structural constituent of nuclear pore. The record is from RefSeq and is a predicted model, not a curated record. Gene Ontology annotation, cellular component: nuclear pore; nuclear pore central transport channel. Bases 27 to 1952 code for a protein of 641 amino acids. Gene Ontology annotation, biological process: nuclear pore organization; NLS-bearing protein import into nucleus; protein localization to nuclear inner membrane. The transcript is spliced from 15 exons.
CGUGCUGCAGGGGGCGGUACCAUGCGAUGACGAUCAAAGAAGUAGCGACGGAAAGUAGGCGAAGAAGAAGCACACCAGCGGCAGUCAACAUGGCGUUCAGUUUUGGCGGUGGUGCAGCAGCCAACACGGCAGCAAACACCUCCGGAUUUUCGUUCGGUUCGUUUGGCGCAAAGACCACAGCAUCGACAGCUUUUGGUUUCGGCACCCCUGCGACCACCACCACCGCUUCGUCUGGAUUCGGCACUAUCACAGCUCCUAGUUUUGGGACCGCCACCACCACUGCGGCCGCACCAGCUGCAGGAUUUACCUUUGGCUCCAACACUGGAUUUGGGGGGCUGGGAGCUGGAAGCACCACAGCUGGUGGGUUUAGUUUUGGGGGGUUCGGUUUAAAUGCCAACCCGACAACAGUCGGCUUUAACGCAAGCUGCUUCGGUGCAGCGUCCACCACUGGCACUGUUUUCAAUUUUGGGAAUAGCCUGGCUAGCACAGGCGCUUUUGGUGGCUUUGGGGCAACGACGACUGCUGCUGCACCAGGGUCCACAUUUAGCUUCGCUCCCUCUACCAACGCAACAGGUUUGUUUGGUAACACACAGAACAAAGGCUUUGGUUUUACUUCUGGCCUUGGUACUGGAACGGCUUCCGGGACAACCGGAUUCGGAACUGGAUUAGGAACAACUACUCUGGGUGGCUUCGGUGGCUUCAAUAUCCAGCCCACUCAGCAGCAGCAAGGAGGUUUGUUUGGCCAGCUUGCCCAGCAGCAAGCUCAGCCAAAUACCUUGUACCAGCAGGUGACAGCACUGUCAGCCCCCACCUGGUUGGGAGACGAGCGUGACACUAUACAUGCUAAAUGGAACCAGCUGCAAGCCUAUUGGGGCACGGGGAAGGGCUACUUCAGCAACAAUAACCCACCUGUGGACUUCAACCAGGAGAACCCCUUCUGCAGGUUCAAGGCUGUAGGAUACAGUUGUGUGCCAGUCAGUAAGGACGAGGAUGGUUUAGUGGCCUUGGUCCUCAACAAAAAGGAAGCAGAUGUGCGGGCGCAGCAGCAGCAGCUGGUGGAGACGCUGCACAAGGUUCUGGGGAGCAACCAGACGCUGAGUGUCAACGUAGACGGCGUCAGAUCCCUGCCUAAUGACCAGACAGAGGUGAUCAUUUAUGUGGUGGAGCGCUCCCCCAAUGGCACUUCCAAGCGCAUUCCUGCCUCGACACUCUUCACAUACCUAGAGCAGGCCAACAUCAAGGUGCAGCUCUCGCAGCUGGGUGUGACGAUGUCAGUCACACGCACCGAACUCUCGCCUGCUCAGCUCAAACAGCUGCUCCAGACCGCCCCUGCAGGGGUAGACCCCAUCAUUUGGGAGCAGGCCAAGGUGGACAAUCCAGAACCAGAGAAGUUGAUCCCAGUGCCUAUGGUUGGCUUUAAAGAGCUGCAUCGUCGACUGCAGAUUCAAGACCAGAUGACAAAGCAGCACCAGACGAGAGUGGACAUUGUUGCCAAUGACAUCAUUGAGCUUCAGAAGAACCAGGCGACCACGGUGGCCAAGAUCGCCCAAUAUAAGAGGAAGCUGAUGGAUCUAUCUCACAGGGUCUUGCAGGUGUUGAUCAAGCAGGAGAUUCAGAGGAAAAGCGGUUAUGCCAUCCAAGUAGACGAAGAGCACUUGAGGGUGCAGCUGGACACCAUUCAGUCAGAACUCAAUGCCCCCACACAGUUUAAGGGUCGCUUGAAUGAGCUGAUGUCCCAAAUACGAAUGCAGAACCACUUUGGCGCUGUGCGGUCAGAAGAGCGGUAUAGCGUUGAUGCUGACCUUCUCCGAGAAAUCAAACAACACUUGAAACAGCAGCAGGACGGCUUGAGUCACUUGAUCAGCGUCAUUAAAGAUGACUUGGAAGACAUCAAACUCAUCGAGCACGGACUGAGCGACAGUGGACACAUGCGAGGCGGUAUCCUGAGUUGAGCCGAGCAACACACACAAGCGCGCACACAAACCAACUCGCAAUAUCAAUCUUCUGACGUGUGUGACACACACAAAUAUACAUAUUUGUCAUUGUGCUGCUUCAAUUAGGGGACUGUGAAUAUAUAUUUUUGCAGAGAUCCAAUCAUUAAUGUGCUUUCUGGACUGAUAUAGAAAGAUCGCAGUGCCUAUUGAUAGCCUUCAUGUCAAAUCAGAUUAUGGAUAUGAGACUUUGAAGUGAAAAGACGUAUUGACGGAAACACAUUUGUACAUUUGUAUUGCUUUUAUGUCUGCCAUUAGAAUGUUAUUAAAUUUCAUUUCAGUUUGAAA